Labeo rohita (rohu) is the source of this 1524-nucleotide messenger RNA. RefSeq lists its product as uncharacterized. Lineage: Eukaryota; Metazoa; Chordata; Actinopteri; Cypriniformes; Cyprinidae. The transcript has 7 exons. Bases 183 to 1130 code for a protein of 315 amino acids. Gene Ontology annotation, biological process: immune response-regulating cell surface receptor signaling pathway. Gene Ontology annotation, cellular component: plasma membrane. Gene Ontology annotation, molecular function: signaling receptor activity. The record is from RefSeq and is a predicted model, not a curated record.
CAAGGUUCAGACAACUUGAAACCACUACAAGCAUGCUAGAUGAGGUUUGACAGUGUCAGUGACGAAAGAAGGCAAACCAAAAAGAACAACCAUCAGAAACGGAUACAAAGCUGACAAAGAAAUGAACAGAAAUGCUGAGAAACAACACAAGUAAAGAGAACCUGUGAUCCAAGAAGGUGAAGAUGAAACAGGUACAAGAAAAGAGAAAAACAAAAAUGAUCAUAUGUAAUCUUGCUGUUUCUCUUCUACUGCUAUCGCUGAGUGUCAGCGGCAACACAAAUGGAUCUGAGAUGAACUGUGUUGCAGUAAUCAAAGUGCCACGAAAUACUGUGUUUCUAGCUCGUGUUAUGACCGAGUUGAAGAUAAACUGUACUAUAACUCAACAUGGAUGUCACAGGAACCAAAUAAUCUCAUGGUGCAAAAUCUAUGGAAAUGGCUGUAAUGCUUUAAAUUACUCAAAUAACAUGAGAACUGAGUGGAAAAACAUCACAGCAAAUAAUGGGAUGGCUUUCCUGAUUUUUUUGAACAUCUCAAUGGAGGAUACAGGUUCCUACAGAUGUAAAGAAGGUGACACCUCUGUAAGCCAUGCUAUUAAUGUGACUGUGACAGAUAAUGAGGAGGAUAAGGUUUCACAAAAUCAAAGCAACCCAAUAUUAGAUGAUCUGAAUACACCUUCAAAUGAUGAUCUGGGGUGGUUCUGGCCAUAUGUGUACAUCUGCAGUGGAACGGCAGGUCUGGUGCUCACAGUUAUAACUGUAACAUUGCUUAUCAUCAGAUGCCAAGGUACAAAAUCAACAAGAAAAGAUAUAACAGUUAAAACUCAGUACAUGGAAACACAAAGAGGUGAUCUGCCUCCUCCUCCCCCUUCUCAUCACAAUACCCGUUCCCCCUCUAAUCAGCUCACAUCUACUUUAUAUCGUGACUGUAAAACUCCACCUAUCAGAGGUUCAUCAGCUGGAAGAGUCGCAAAUAGUAGCCACAACACUGUUGGCACAAAAAGAGGGGAAGAAGAGAAUGCUCUGGUGUAUGCUUCUUUGAAUCACCAGGCUCAGCCAAGAGUGCCCAGAAGAACAGCACGACAAGAACCAGAACCAGAACCUUCAGAAUAUGCAGCAAUCCGGGUCCGCUGAUUCAAUUAAUCAUGCAAUUCAGACAAUUUAAAAAUAAUACUGAGAAAUGACCAAAGAAAAAUGGUCACUUAUUUACUAUUCUGUAUGUAGAAAUCAUUCUAAAAGACUCUCUAUAAGGAGCAAGAGGAGCAGUUUGUAGUGCACCUCAUGAUCUAUGUCUAUAUAUAAUGUGCUAUUUUAUUAAACAAAAGUGUUUUUUUGAAAACUAACUUUGGCAACAUUUUUGAGGCUGAACUUUUAGGUUUUAUGUCCAUGUGGUUUAGUGGUUCAUAUAAUAUCUAAUAUCUUAAACCAAUAAUAUUUGCUCUUUUGGUAACAUGCCCAGUGUUGUUACAUAAAAUGGCUUGGUGUUGUCUGAAAAACACUAUUGUAAAUAUUUAAAUCUGAACUGCCC